Molecule: messenger RNA, 978 nt
Organism: Vigna umbellata (rice bean)
Lineage: Eukaryota; Viridiplantae; Streptophyta; Magnoliopsida; Fabales; Fabaceae
Source: RefSeq, a predicted model, not a curated record
GGUUUGCAUAGGUGGAAAGAGCAUAACGAUCGAAGAUCAGAAUCGGUUUAUCCACCAGUUUGGUUGGGUUGGUAGUGGACUUAAAUUUAGAAUAUUUGGGAUUGAAUUUUGAAGAGAAUCGCAAUGCAGAUCCAAACAUGCCCUACGUAUGAAUACGAUGAAAACCUACCGAAUAGGCAAAUGAUGAUGAUGUCGUCUUUUGCAUCAACAUCUCCUCCAACACCAGUCUACAUUCAACAUCCUAUUUCCAAAUUGGACACUCUAGCUGGCAUUGCAAUCAAGUAUGGUGUUGAGGUUGCGGACAUAAGAAAGGUGAAUGGACUUGUGACUGAUAUGCAGAUGUUUGCUCUCAAGACCCUUCACAUUCCACUUAAUGGAAAGCACCCUCAGCCAAGUUCUACAGGUGAUGAGCAUAAACAUUGUUAUUCCUGCAGACAAGAUGACACAGAGAAUAGUCCAGCUGAUAAUACAAGCUACGAACUGUUUGAAUCAUUCCAGCCGCUGAGAAGGAAGUCCUCCGAGCAUAAGCUCUCCUCAGUCCGGCGCUCUUUGCCAGGUCAUUACGGAGCUAAACCCAAAAUGAAGAAAUGCGCAUCUGAAAUCUUUAGCAUGGUAGAGUACGAAAAAAGGUCUCUUAAAUAUUCAGAAAAUGGUUCGUUCUACAAAAACUCACCAAUGUCCGGCAAAACUCUUGGUCACCAUCGAAAUGCUCUUAGUUUGGCCACUGAUAGUCAUGAGAGGUCUGAUAUUAUGGCAGGUGUAGCACAUAGGAAAAGUAACCUUGAUAAAAGGAAUGCUACACUUAUCCGGAGGAAUCAUAAAUCUGAAGUUAAUCUUCAGCGUAUUCCAGAGUUGCUCUUGAAGCAGGAUAGUAGUAGCAAUGGUGGGUUUUCUACAAGAUCGGCUAAUGGCCUAGCUCAGAGGCAGAAAUCUUCUAGCCGAUUAUCGUUGUCAUCUUAUUCCAAACAGGUGGUUUAA